Molecule: messenger RNA, 2554 nt
Organism: Cryptomeria japonica (Japanese cedar)
Lineage: Eukaryota; Viridiplantae; Streptophyta; Pinopsida; Cupressales; Cupressaceae
Product: bHLH transcription factor RHL1
Exons: 10
Coding region: 603-2210 (535 amino acids)
Biological process (GO): regulation of transcription by RNA polymerase II
Cellular component (GO): nucleus
Molecular function (GO): protein dimerization activity; RNA polymerase II cis-regulatory region sequence-specific DNA binding; DNA-binding transcription factor activity, RNA polymerase II-specific
Source: RefSeq, a predicted model, not a curated record
GAAAGCUGAUAUCGAGUCUUAUGGUGUUUAUCCAAACCCACAACAUUUUAUAUAUCGGAAAAUAGUUUGUUUUCUAUAUUCCCAAAACCUAUGCAUAUAUAUAGUGCCGUGCUUUCUCAUUUCGCAAAAUCAGCUCAGAGCGGGAAUCGGAACAAAUAUUCAGAACUUGCAAGGGCAGCUUCUGGUCUGGUCAUGAGAGAUUCGUUUUUCUGCUAUCCUUGAGAAGACGUGACGAGUUUUUAAGGCGGAACGAUACGGUAGACACUCAAGAUUUUUCCGUAAUAAAUUAUAAGAUUUUUAGAGCGGAAGCAUAAGUAGAGGCGUGGGAGCUAAACGCGACACAUGUCUGUACUGCUCCAUUCGGACAUGAAAUUUGCAAGAACAAGUAACAGGAAAGCGCGUGAGAGAGACUAAUUCAUAGUCUCCGCCUCACAGCAAUAGGUUAAUACGGGCUGUCAGCCUAAGGAUUUAUUCAGGCUACAAGCUUUGGAACUUGUUCUUGAACUAGUACAGAAAUAGACUAGUCAGGCAAGCUUUAAUCCUCUUUUGAGAAUCUGCUACAAGAAGGCAUCCUGGCUAGUCUACUGGACUUGUUUGUUAAAAUGCAGCCGUCGUCAUUGCUAGGCACCGCUGCCGGGCAGAGCAUGAGCAGCGGUACAGCUUGUUUAAGCAGCAGCAGUCCAGUAGGUUUUCAAGACCAACAGCCAAUGCAAAUAACCAGCCAACAACAGCAACAGCAACAACAGCAGCAGCAACAGCAACAACAGCAACAGCAACAACAGCAGCAGCAUUUUCCUUCACAAUUCGAACAACCGAACCAACCCCAGAUGGAUGAUUUUAUUGAGCAAAUGUUCUCAAUUCCCUCCUGGGCCGAUGUUGGAAGUGGAAAAGCCCCAUGGGAAUACAAUGGUGCCUCAGCCAACAAUAACACUCAGAAUAACCAGAAAUUAUUCACCAUGUCGCUGCUGCCUAACGAGGAUCAUGCCAGGGAAAAUCUUCAAUUUUCAUCAUAUGAUGAAUCCAUCUUGGCUUCCAGGCUAAGGCAGCAUCAACUGGGCGGCAAUAAUUCUGUCAGGCUUAAUGAAACCAAUACAUCUCCUGGUCGAUCCAUGGUUUUGCAGCUGAGUACAGGAGAUCCAACCCAUCUUCUGGCUUCCAUGGCCAAUUCCUCCCGAGGUACCGCGGUGAUGACGAGGUCGCCCAGCUCUGGAGGAAGCGAUGGGGGAAUGCUCCCUCUCCCGCUCAGCCUUGGCCAAGGAAAACAGGAGGAAAUUGAAGCAACUUUCAAGUCUGCAAAUAAUGCACGGGACUCGAACCCGGGAUUGUUCGCACCAUUUGUAGGAUCAACUCGGCCUGUUCGACCUGCAGCACCAAACUUCCAUCCCCAGCCCGGACAAGUGCCAAUGCAAAGCUAUGGUGGCAUGCCUCAACAUCAGCACCAACACCAGCACCCACCUCCAAAUGCAGUUGGAGCUACACCAGCUCGCCCUCGUGUAAGGGCACGGCGGGGUCAAGCUACCGAUCCUCACAGUAUUGCAGAACGAUUACGAAGGGAAAGAAUAGCAGAAAGAAUGAAGGCCCUGCAAGAGCUGGUUCCAAACUCCAAUAAGACAGACAAGGCCUCGAUGUUAGAUGACAUAAUCGAUUAUGUAAAAUUCCUUCAACUGCAAGUGAAGGUAUUAAGCAUGAGCAGGCUAGGAGGUGCAGGAGCAGUUGCUCCACUUGUAGCUGAUAUUCCCGCUGAGGGAUCUAACAACCCACAAGUGGGAAGGACAAAUGGAAGCCAAAGCUCUUCACAAGAUGGGCUGGCUUUGACGGAACGCCAAGUGGCAAAGCUAAUGGAAGAAGACAUGGGAACUGCCAUGCAAUACCUUCAGCAAAAAGGUCUAUGUCUCAUGCCCAUAUCAUUAGCCAGUGCCAUAUCCAGCUCUGGUUCAAGGUCUCAGUCAGCUGUAACAAAUCCUAGUUCACUUCAAGGAUUAUUAGCAUCCAAUGCCUCAGAGAGGCAGCUUCUAGAACCUGCAAACUCAGCAUUAUCUGCUUCAUCUAUGAGCAUUCAACCAGCCAUCAGUUCACCAGGCAGUGGAAUAACUGAAGCUGAUAACAACAAUGGUAAGAAUGGAACAAGGAAUCCCAAGGAUUCAAGAGAAGCUAAUUCCAUUGCAAAAUCUAAUGGAAUAGGACCCAACCUUUCAAAGAAAGAGGAAUAGCUAACACCGCACCUCCCAAAGGAAUGUGUACAAUUAUUCAAUCAAAUGUUUAGUUUGCAUGAAAUUGUUUAAGCAUAGGAGAAUAAUAUUCACAUGCUUCAACAAUUUCUAUCAAAUGGCCAUUCUUAAAAUCUGUUCUAAACUUGGGCUAUAUUUUGUUUUCCUAUGACGAAAAGUAAGUCUAAAAGUAAGUCUAUUAAAAUAAGGCAUUCGCUCUAUUUGGUGCCUUAUUUACAUAGACUUCUAUAUAUAACAAUUAUGUAUUGUUGACCCAAAGCCGUUUUUAUUCACUAAAUAUGUUAUAUGGAAGAUUACAAGCCAUGACAAAACCCCUCCUUUGGAUU